This is a messenger RNA of Heterobasidion irregulare TC 32-1, 252 nucleotides long. RefSeq lists its product as uncharacterized. The record is from RefSeq and is a predicted model, not a curated record. The transcript has 2 exons. Bases 1 to 252 code for a protein of 83 amino acids. Lineage: Eukaryota; Fungi; Basidiomycota; Agaricomycetes; Russulales; Bondarzewiaceae.
AUGCGAUCCUCAAUCUGCGCCCCCUACAUCCUUCAUUUAGUGACAUCCUGCGAUCCAAGUCAAGCCAUAUGCGACGUUGACAUAGGAGCGGGGGUCAUAUGCUGUCCUUACAACCAGACUUGUCGAGAUUUUUUCGUUGAUAAUGUGUAUGACACUAUCAUCGCUGUUGAACGACACUCCGGCUCCAACCGUGUGGAUCUUCCCGGAUCAAACCCUCUGCAAAUUAUGCCAGGUACUGAUAUCUCUGCUUGA